AUGGCGGUAUGUGCUUUAUGGGUGAUAUGGACAUCUCGGAACAAAUUUAUACAUGAGGGGAAAAACCAAUUAGGUGGUCAAAUUGCUAUUUUUGUGCAAAAUUAUUUAAAUGAGCUUGAUGGUCUAAAAAGCUUCAUACCUAAAAGAAGGAUCUGUGUGGACAGAUGGAAUGCUCCGGUGGGAUCGAGGCUGAAAGUGAACUUUGACGCAGCUUUCAACAACCACAAUAAAGAGUCGUGCUCUAGAUUAGUGAUUCGUAACAGUAAAGUAGAGGUCAUUUGCUCCAAAAUAGAAAUGAACUCAAAGAUACUGUCCGUUUUUGUAACAGAAGUAGUGGCGUGUCUCCAAGCACUGAAGCUUGGGUUACAGCUUGGGUUGAGGGAGGUGGAGGUUGAAGGUGAUUCUCGGAAGGCUAACAAGGCAAUAGUAAAAGAUAGGAGGUGGACCGAGGAAGUAAGAAAGGAGAGGAGAAGAAGAAAUGAAGAGGCUGAAAAAAGUGUUUUGAUUUUUGAUUAA
Gossypium arboreum is the source of this 516-nucleotide messenger RNA. RefSeq lists its product as uncharacterized. NCBI's taxonomy places the organism in Eukaryota, Viridiplantae, Streptophyta, Magnoliopsida, Malvales, Malvaceae. Gene Ontology annotation, molecular function: RNA-DNA hybrid ribonuclease activity; nucleic acid binding. Bases 1 to 516 code for a protein of 171 amino acids. The record is from RefSeq and is a predicted model, not a curated record. The transcript has 3 exons.